GUGGUCCACAUUUUGGAGGUGGAAAAUUGAGAGCUAUGCGUACAGCCUUCAGCAUAAUAGAGAAACUUUCCCUAAAAUGAAGCACAAUCUUUUAAAAAUCCUAGCUCUCUUGAAGCUGGAUGAAAAGUAUAAUAUGAGGAUGCCGACUAGAGUCUGAACAUUAAACAGCAUCUUAAAGAGACAACCGGACGCUGAACAGGAAAUGAAUUGAAUCCAGGAAGCACAAUAGUAGGGCAUAAGGAGCAGAGUGUUUUGUGAAAAAAAUAAUAGUUGCAUCCGUAUUUUUAUAUGCUAGCAGUUGCUUCCGCUCAGAAUAAUUAGGUUAUAUUUGUUUUGUGAAAAGAAUUGUUAAAAAAGAAUUUUACCGAGGUAAUACCACUUCAAGCCUGCAUAUAAUGAAGCUGGAGGCUCCAGAAACAUUUGAAGACAUUACUGUCACUUUUUCAAAGGAGGAAUGGAACAUGUUAACAGAUCAGGAGAAACAGCUACACAAGGAAGUAAUGGAAGACAACUAUGAAACCAUGACUUCACUAGGAUACCCAAUCCCAAAGGAACACCUUUCAUCACUGUUUCAGGAGUUUUCUAUUUGUUAUGCUGAAAGGGAGAAAGCAAACCACUGGAAGGCUAUAGAAAAUGAACAAAAAGCACCUGCAGUUGAGGAGUGCCACCAUUUCCAAACACACCCCAGUGCAUCCCAGGAAAGUGACAACAGAGUGAUCCAGUACUUUUAUACAGGAAAAAUAAAGGCUUUUGCACAUCAAUUUAUUCCAUCUGGCUACCAGUGGACUGCCAUAGGCAUGAGGCCUUAUGUGAAUACUGAAUAUCAGGAAGACUGUUGCAAUAAAAUUAUUUUUACUGCACAUCAGCCUUCUUGCAGGAAGAACUUUUCCAUAUGUUCAAACUGUGGGAAGAGUUUUUCAAGUAUUUCCGGUGUUAACAAAUCUAAUCAACUUGUUACAUGGCAAAAUCUGCUGACCUCUACAAAAUGUGAGAGAAGUUUUGGAGGUGCAUCCAGUUUUAGCAAGCAACAGCAUUACACUGAAGACAAAUAUCCAGUGUGUGAUGAAUGUGAAAGGUAUUUAACAAAUAGCUCUAACUGCAUGCAGGUACACAAAGACGAAAAGCCAUUUAUAUGUACUGAAUGUGGGAAGAGUUUUAGGCUAAGAAGUUUGCUCUUAAUUCAUCAGGGAAUUCAUAUUAAACUCUUCAAGUGUGAAAACUGUGGAGAAGAUUUUACUACUCAGUCAAAACUCACUGCACAUCAAAAAAUACAUACUGGAAAGAAACCUUUUAUAUGUACUGACUGUGGAAAGAACUUCACAAGCUAUUCAGAUUUAGUUAAACACAGACGGACUCACACAGGAGAGAAACCUUUUGCAUGUGCAGACUGCGGGAAGACUUUUGGAGAUGUGUCAAAUCUUGGUAGACACCAACGGAUUCACACAGGCGAGAAACCUUUUAUGUGCAAUGAAUGUGGAAGAGGUUUUAUAAAUAGUUCAGAUGUCAAUAAGCACAAAAGGAUACACACCGGAGAGAAACCUUUUACAUGUACUCACUGUGGGAAAAGUUUUACAUUCCGGUCUAAUUUUGUUAAACAUCAGUGGGUUCAUACUGAAGAGAAACGGUUUAAGUGUACUGACUGUGAAAAGAGUUUCAGAAGUAAACAAUCUCUUUCUACACAUCAACGACUUCACAGAAAGGAGCUUCCUCUUGGAUCUACAGUAUAAUGUAUUUAUGUACUUUGUUAGUAAGCUUACAAAGUCUAUUAAUGGUGUACCUAAUAUAUGCACUUUGUGCUUGCUCUUUUCUAGAUUAAAGUUGUCUUGGUACUGUCUCUUUACA
Messenger RNA from Protopterus annectens (West African lungfish), 1842 nucleotides. Its product is annotated as gastrula zinc finger protein XlCGF52.1-like. The record is from RefSeq and is a predicted model, not a curated record. The coding region runs from base 396 to 1727 and encodes 443 amino acids. NCBI's taxonomy places the organism in Eukaryota, Metazoa, Chordata, Ceratodontiformes, Protopteridae. Gene Ontology annotation, biological process: regulation of DNA-templated transcription. The transcript has 4 exons.